AUGGCGCGGCUCACACGGGACACGCCCCUCCGUACCGCGGCCUCCGCCAAUCAUCAGGGCGCGGCUCCCACGGGGCACGCCCCUCCGGAACGGCUCCGACUGGCCGCGCCCCUCCUUAAUCGCGCCCCGCCCUCCGCCAAUCAGGGCCCGGCUCACACGGGACACGCCCCUCCGUGCCGCGGCCUCCGCCAAUCAGAGCCCGGCUACUACGGACCACGCCCCUCCACGGCCGCCCACGCCCCCCCGUCCCGGCUCCGACAGGCCACGCCCCUCCGUACCCGCGUCAGCCUCCGCCAAUCCGCGCCCCGCUUUAAAAAAAGACCACGCCCCUCCAUCACAGCCCCGCCCCAUCUCACGCUUGGCCACGCCCAGCUUCAAGCCCCGCCCAUUUCCCCUCACGUCGACCACGCCCCACCCUCAAGCCCCGCUCCUUUCUCCACACGCCAGACCACGCCCCUCCUUCAAGCCCCGCCCCUUUCUCCACACACCACGCCCCUCCUUCAAGCCCCGCCUCUUUCUCCACACGUCAGACCACGCCCCUCCCUCAAGCCCCAGCCCUUUCCCAGCACGUCGGACCACGCCCCUCCUCCAAGCCCCGCCCCCUUUCUCUACACGUCAGGCCACGCCCCUCCUUCAAGCCCCCGCUCCUUUCUCCACACGCCCCGCCCCCAUCCAGUCACCUCCUUCCUGGCCCCGCCCCCUGAGGCCCCCGGACCAAUCGAGGCCCCGCCCCUCAAGCGCCAGGCUCCGCCCCCUCAAGGCCCCGGACCAAUCACGUCCCAGCCUUCUGGCCCCGCCCCUGAGUCCCCGCCCCAAACAUUUUCCCGCCCGUCUUGGCCCCGCCCCCUCAGGCCCCUCCCCCUGAGACCCCGGACCAAUCGCGUUUCCACGUGGUCCAAGGCCCCGCCCCCUAGUCCCCGCCCCCGAGGCCCCGGACCAAUCGCGUUCCCGCGCGCCGGGCCCCACCCCCUCAAGGCCCCGGACCAAUGGCGCUUCCCCGCGGUCCUGGCCCCGCCCACCCGCGUCCCCGGACCAAUCGCGUCCCCGCGCGCCAGGCCCCGCCCUCUCAUGUCUCCGGACCAAUCGCGUCUCCGCGGUCUCGGCCCCGCCCCCCCAAGGCUCCGGACCAAUCGCAUUUCCCCGCGGUCCGGCCCCGCCCCCUCCAGGCCCCGAACCAAUGGCGUUUCCCCGCCGCCGUGGCCCCGCCCGCCCGCGGCAUGGGGCCAAUCGCGUCCCCGCGCGCCGGGCCCCGCCUCCUCCAGUCCCCGGACCAAUCACGUUUCCCCGCGCUCCCGGCCCCGCCCACCCGCGGCCCCGGACCAAUCGCGUCCCCUCGCGCGAGGCCCCGCCCCCUCAAAGCCCCGAACCAAUGGCGUUUCCCCGCCCACCCGCGGCCCCGGACCAAUGGCGUCCCCGCGCGCCCGGCCCCGCCCCCUCCAGGCCCCGAACCAACGGCGUUUCCCCACCGUCGUGGCCCCGCCCACCCUCGCGCCCGGCCCCGCCCCUCUCCAGUCCCCGGACCAAUCAGGCUUCCCCGCGCUCCCGGCCCCGCCCACCCGCGGCCCCGACCAAUGGCGUCCCGGCGCGCCCGGCCCCGCCCCCUCCCGUCCCGGGACCAAUCACGUUUCCCCGCGGCCCGGGCCCCGCCCCCCAGGCCCCGCCCCCUCUCCCCCGGACCAAUGGCGUUUCCGCCCGUCCCCGCCCCCCGGCGGCCGCGGGCCAAUGGGGUCCCCGCGUUCCCGAGGCCCCGCCCCCCGUCGGGGCUGGGGCCCCGCCCCCCUCGGGCCCCGGCGGGCGCGGGAGCGCCCCCACUCCCAGCCGCCGACACCGGGCCCCGACACAACCGCGCCGCCGAUCCCGCGCACCGCACGACCCGGGCAUCGCUUCAGCGUCUCAUUGUCUGAAGUGGAGGUCUAUGAAUGGGACGCCCCGAGGCCGCGCUUCUGGGGGCACAGGGGGCAAGGGCGGUUCCACAAGGGAUUCUGGGAGGGGGAGAGCUCGGGCCUCUGGGAGAUUCCCCGUCACCCCCCGGGGUCUGGUCCCCCCUGA
This is a messenger RNA of Tachyglossus aculeatus (Australian echidna), 2049 nucleotides long. Its product is annotated as basic proline-rich protein-like. The record is from RefSeq and is a predicted model, not a curated record. NCBI's taxonomy places the organism in Eukaryota, Metazoa, Chordata, Mammalia, Monotremata, Tachyglossidae. The transcript has 11 exons. The coding region runs from base 1 to 2049 and encodes 682 amino acids.